Molecule: messenger RNA, 4995 nt
Organism: Tupaia belangeri chinensis (Chinese tree shrew)
Lineage: Eukaryota; Metazoa; Chordata; Mammalia; Scandentia; Tupaiidae
Gene: PCNX4
Product: pecanex 4
Exons: 11
Coding region: 424-3972 (1182 amino acids)
Cellular component (GO): membrane
Source: RefSeq, a predicted model, not a curated record
UAGCCCGGGCCUGGCAGGAACAAAAAGGGUCUCGUCCGCCCGGCCUUUCCCGCCGGCCAGGGACCAGGCCCACUCCAGGCCGCUGUACGGAGGCGCGUCGGGCGCUCGGCCCCGCCCUCAAGUUCGCUUACGCGCACGCGCACUGCCCGGCUCCGGAAGGCGCCCGCGAGAGUUGACGUUAGCCAUGGAAACCGGGAGUGGACCCGGGAGAGAGCGCGGCGAGCUCUUUGUGGGACCGCUACACCUUUUCUGCCUUCGCCUACCCGCCGCAGCCAGCCACACGGCUGGAGCGCCUAACCCGGGUUUACCUGCAAAAAUGCAGCGCCCAGGAUGCCUUCGCGUCUUCUCUCUGCUCAGGUGACUCGAGAGAUCGCUGUGUUACAGAAAAGGAUGUGAUUUUCAGAAUAAUCCUGAGUGAGAAGGAUGAGUCCAGAUGUGCCUUUGCUGAAUGAUUACAAACAGGACUUCUUUCUGAAGCGCUUUCCACAGACCAUUCUUGGAGGCCCUCGACUCAAAUUAGGCUAUUGUGCCCCUCCUUACAUUUAUAUUAAUCAGAUUAUUCUUUUUCUGAUGCCAUGGAUUUGGGGUGGCAUAGGAACACUUCUGUACCAGUUGGGCAUACUGAAAGACUAUUAUACAGCAGCACUUUCAGGUGGAUUAAUGCUUUUCACUGCUUUUGUCAUCCAGUGCACCAGCUUGUAUGCCAGAAACAAAUCGGUGCCAGUAGAAAGAAUACUAACCACAGACAUCUUAGCAGAGGAAGAUGAGCAUGAAUUUACAAGUUGUGCCGGUGCUGAGACUGUCAGAUUUCUCAUUCCUGCCAAGAAGUACACAGCCAAUACAGUUUUUCAUUCUGUUCUUGCUGGGUUAGUGUGUGGCCUUGGAACAUGGUAUCUGCUCCCAAAUAGAAUGACCUUGCUCUGUGGUAGAGCAGGAGGCACUGCUCUAUUUAUCUUUGGAUGGGUGACAUUAUGUAUAGGAGAAUAUUCAUUAAUCGUAAACACGGCUACAGAGACGGCAACUUUUCAAACCCAGGAUACUUACGAAAUCACGCCUCUCAUGAGACCACUUUACAUUUUUUUCUUUAUUUCUGUGGAUCUUGCACACAGGUUUACAGUAAAUAUACCAGCUCUAGAACAAGUGAAUCAGAUUUUACAUAUCUUGUUUAUAUUUUUACCCUUUCUGUGGGCUCUUGGUACCCUGCCCCCACCUGAUGCACUGUCCUUAUGGGCAAUGGAGCAGGUUUUAGAGUUUGGACUUGGAGGCUCGUCUAUGUCAACCCACCUACGGUUAUUAAUAAUGUUUAUCGUUUCUGCUGCAACAGCUGUAACAUCGUAUUUCAUUCCCAGCACCAUUGGCGUGGUUCUUUUCAUGACUGGACUUGGGUUCUUAUUGAGUCUUAAUCUAAGUGACAUGGGUUUUGCCUUCAAACACAGUGUGACCAGUCAUAGAACUGGAACCAAAUCUAAGUCUUUAAGUUUACGGAGUGAUUCCAAAAAACAGUUUACAUGGAAAGAAUGCCUUUUCUACAUCACUAUGUUAGUCUUGGCUCUCUUAGAAACGGGUUUGCUGCAUCACUUUGCUGAUUUCUCACAGAUUUCUAAAAGUAGUUCCCAGGCUAUCAUUGGCUAUAUUUUGAUGAUAUUACUUAUAAUACUGUGGAUACUUAGAGAAAUUCAAAGCGUCUAUAUCUUUGGAAUUUUCCGAAACCCUUUCUAUCCAAAGGAUGUGCAGACUGUGACUGUAUUCUUAGAGAAGCAAACAAACCUCGUGAAGAUGGGUGUUGUCAGACGGAUUUUACUAACUCUAGUGUCACCUUUUGCUAUGUUAGCAUUUCUUUCAUUGGAUAGUUCCUUACAAGGGCUCCACUCUGUGUCUGUCUCCAUUGGAUUCACAAGAGCAUUUAGAAUGGUAUGGCAGAAUACAGAAAAUGCUUUAUUGGAGAUAGUCAUUGUAUCAGCAGUGCAAUUAGUGAUCUCCAGUGCAGACAUAUGGUGGAACAGAAACUUGGAUACAGGAAUCAGACUCUUACUGGUUGGUAUCAUGCGUGAUCGUCUGAUUCAGUUCACCUCUAAACUGCAGUUUGCAAUGACUGUACUCUUGGCUUCAUGGACAGAGAAAAAACGUCGAAAAACAACUACCACUCUAUGCAUACUCAAUAUUGUCUUCUCUCCAUUUGUGUUGGUCUUCAUAGUUUUUUCUACACUACUCUCUUCUCCCUUACUCCCCCUUUUCACGCUUCCUGUGUUCUUGGUGGGGUUUCCCCGUCCUAUUCAGAGUUGGCCAGGAACUGUGGGUACUGCAGCCUCUGUGUGUGCAGAUACAGUGUACUACUACCAAAUGGUCCCCAGGUUGACUGCUGCACUGCAGACUGCAAUGACAGCUGGAAGUUUGGGUCUUCUUUUACCUGGAUCUCAUUACCUGGGCCGUUUUCAAGAUCGUUUAAUAUGGAUAAUGAUUCUAGAACAUGGCUAUACUUACUGUUGUAUUAACAUUAAGGGGCUAGAAUUGCAAGAAACAUCCUGUCAUGCUGCUGAAGCUCAAAGAGUUGAUGAAGUUUUUGAAGGUGCAUUUCAGCAAGAAUAUACAAAAAUAUGUUCCCUUAAUGAACACUUUGGAAAUGUCUUAACACCCUGUACUGUUUUGCCCGUGAGACUAUAUUCUGAUGCCAGGAAUGUUCUAUCUGGCAUAAUUGAUUCUCAUGAAAAUUUAAAAGAAUUUAAAGGUGACCUUGUUAAAGUACUAGUGUGGAUGCUUAUUCAGUAUUGCUCUAAAAGGCCCAGAUUGCAGGAAAAUGUUCCCAAAACUGAAAAUAAAGGGCAAGAGCCUCUAAUAAUCCUGCCUGCUUUGAACACUUUACCCCACCCCAAAACCCCUGAAGACACAGAUAGUUUAAGUUCAGAAACUUUUGAUGAUUGGACUGAUGAUAAUAUUUUUGAUGAGUCAUCUAUCAGAAAAGGAAAAGUAGAAAAAGAUCUGUUGAAAGAUUUCCCAAGUAUGAAUUUGCCUCUUCCAGGAUCAGUAGAAUCACAGAGGGAAGGUGAUCAUUCUACAGGCACUAUUCGUGAAAACAGUCUUUUCAAAACAGUUCUACUGUGUUACCCUGCUGCUGACAAGGGGCAACAAGAAGACAAGGCAUUCGUCCCUCUCGUGGAGUUCACUUGUUCACAUUCUCACUUGUUAAGUUUACCUGAAGAGUGGACAUCUGUCUGCAUGCCUAAUUCCAAAAUGAAAGAGCUGUGCUCAUUAUUCCCAGAAGAUUGGUACCAAUUUGUUUUAAGGCAGUUGAAAUAUAUUCAUUCUGAAGAAAAGGCUGCAGACACAGUAGAAGAAAUUGCAAAGGACAAAGUUUUAAAAGACUUUUAUACUCAUACAGUAAUGACUUGUUAUGUUAGUUUAUUUGGAAUAGACAAUAUGAUUCCCAGUCCUGGUCAUAUAUUGAGAGUUUACAGUGGUGUUUUGCCUUGGUCUAUUGCCUUGGAUUGGCUCACAGAAAAGCCAGAACUAUUUCAACUAGCACUGAAGGCAUUCAGGUACACUUUGAAAUUAAUGAUUGAUAAAGCAAGUUUAGGUCCAAUAGAGGAUUUUAAAGAGCUGACUAAUUUUCUUGAAGAAUAUGAAAGUGACUGGUAUAUUGGUUUGGUAUCUGAUGAAAAGUGGAAGGAGGCAAUUUUGCAAGAAAAGCCAUACUUGUUUUCUCUGGGAUAUGACACAAAUAUGGGAGUUUACACUGGGAGAGUACUUACCCUUCAAGACUUACUGAUCCAAGUUGGGAAGUUAAAUGCUGAAGCUGUUAGAGGCCAGUGGGCCAAUCUGUCCUGGGAAUUACUGUAUGCCACGAAUGACGAUGAAGAACGUUACAGUAUACAAGCCCAUCCCCUCCUUCUAAGGAACCUGACGGUACAAGCAGCUGACCCUCCUCUGGGAUAUCCGAUUUAUUCUUCGAAACCUCUCCAUAUUCAUUUGUAUUAGAGUCCAUUAAUGUCAUCAAGUGAGGUGUUUUUAUUUUCCUGUCCUAGAAAAGUUACAGUGUGAUUCCUCCAAGUUAAUUGGACUUUUCUCCACCUCAAAUCAGAUGCCUGAGAAAAGCUAAAACUCCAUAAAGUUGAUCCUUAUCCUUUUACAUCUCGAUAGUUUAAAAAACAAUUUAUGUCCAACAUAAAAGUUAAAACCAAUUGGCCAAUAUUUGUGCCCUAUGGAUUGUAGGAGACUUUGGUAAAUACAAUGAAACAUUUGUAUAAGAUUAGAUAAUAAAAUUUUUUAAACUUUUUAAAAUACGUGAUAUAUGAGUUGCCUUACAAAAGUCAACAGCUCUAUAAUUUUUACAUACUUAAAAGAUAAAUAUAUCAGUGUUUUAAAGUAAUGAUAACGGAUCCUAUAGAAGGUUAGAUAAUGUGUGUGUGUGUGUAUAUAUAUAUAUAUUUGAAAUAUAAUUAAUUUUUAAAUUUUUGAAUGUUAUGUUGUCUUAACAUUUAGCACUAUCUGAAUGUUUCCAUAUAAUGUGUUCAUUUUCUUUUAGUAUACUUUAAUUCAGAAACCUUAAAAUCUUUUAAUAAAAUCUCUUCCAGUAAAGUAUGUUUCCUUCUUUUCAAAUAUCCUUUUGAUAUUAGUCUAUAUGAAAGGAACAGGGUUCGCCCUCUUUAUCAUGUGGAAACUUGCAGAAAGCCAUGUUAGGGGGUCCUAUGAGUAUGAAGCUAGAGGCCAUUCCACAGGUCUGAUACUACUCAUUUCCUUUCAGGUGAAUUUACUGUUUCUGAAGAUGGACUUAGCCCAUUGCAUUCUCUAGAAAUUACUGAAAUUAUUUUAAACAAUCAGUUAUGCUUUUAUUAUCAUUAUUUCAUUUAUUUAGUAUGUGCAACAGUUCACAUAGCAUUGUAAAAGAUAAUUCUUACACAAAAUACCUUUUUUGUUAUGUAGAAAAUUUUUCUUAUGUCAUUAAAAGCACUUUGUAAUUAUUAGUUUGUUAAAGAAUGCUCUUAUUUACUAUUAUUUUUA